This is a messenger RNA of Pongo pygmaeus (Bornean orangutan), 1613 nucleotides long. It is a transcript of the gene SF3B6, whose product is annotated as splicing factor 3b subunit 6. Gene Ontology annotation, cellular component: nucleus; cytoplasm. The record is from RefSeq and is a predicted model, not a curated record. NCBI's taxonomy places the organism in Eukaryota, Metazoa, Chordata, Mammalia, Primates, Hominidae. The coding region runs from base 1060 to 1437 and encodes 125 amino acids. The transcript is spliced from 4 exons. Gene Ontology annotation, molecular function: mRNA binding.
ACAGCGUCAGCCGUGACACAAGCCGCCAGAACCCCGCAGACUCCGCCUUGCGCACAGCUAGAGGCCCAGGCCCACCACCUCCCGCACCUGCCCGCGCGCCCCGCAACCAGUGGGCACCACAGCAGGCCCCGGCCCUGCCCGCUACUCACCUGGGUCCCACCCCACCUCUCGCCGCCCUCCUCAGGCCCCACCACCUCUCGCUACACAUCUGAUCCCCGCCCCACCUCUACCACUCUCCUCAGCCCCAACCACCUCGCGCUACACUUCUGGGCCCCGCCGCACUUCCACCCUACUCCUCAGGCCCCCAUCCCUUCCGCUACUCACCUGGGUCCCGCCCCAGCUCACAGUCCUCCUCAGGCCCCGCCUCCUCCCGCUACUCACCUGGGCCCCACCCCACCUCUCGCCGCCCUGCUCAGGCCCCACCACCUCCCGCUACACAUCUGGGCCCCGCCCCACCGUCACCACCCUCCUCAGGCCCCGCCCCCUCCCUCUACUCACUUGGGUCCCUCCCCAACUCACCGCCUUCCUUGAUACUCACUUGGGCCCCGCCCCAGCACUCAGCACCCUCCUCAGGCCCCGCCCCCUCCCGCUACUCACCUGGGUCCCGCCCUACCUGUCAUAACCCUGCUCAAGCCCCGCCUCCUCCGCUCCCCAGUUGCUCACCUGGGCCCCGCCCCAGCUCUCCGCCCUCCUCAGGCCCCGCCCUCUCCACCCGGCUUCCUCUGCUCAGGGCCUCCCCGACCGGAACAUCUCGCCUUUUGGAGGCUACGCCCCGCCCUUUACGCUACAGAGCCCGGAAGUGUCUUGGACGCUCGUCUUUCCAUCUUCCGGCCUCGAGUCUCGCUCAGGCUCGGUUUUACCCCGGAGUCUAUUCGAAGGGGGCUGCUACGUCAGCGCGUCUCAGCGUAAGACGGCGCUAUUCCGCUGUAACAGCUUCCGGCGGGUCCUGAAUGUUGAUGUCCUGCAUCUAACGCGGUGUAACGCCCGAAGCCGAGCGAGCUCCGGAGGUGUCGGGAGGAAUUCCAGUAUCUGCUACGGUAACUUCAUCAGCCCGCCAAGAUGGCGAUGCAAGCGGCCAAGAGGGCGAACAUUCGACUUCCACCUGAAGUAAAUCGGAUAUUGUAUAUAAGAAAUUUGCCAUACAAAAUCACAGCUGAAGAAAUGUAUGAUAUAUUUGGGAAAUAUGGACCUAUUCGUCAAAUCAGAGUGGGGAACACACCUGAAACUAGAGGAACAGCUUAUGUGGUCUAUGAGGACAUCUUUGAUGCCAAGAAUGCAUGUGAUCACCUAUCGGGAUUCAAUGUUUGUAACAGAUACCUUGUGGUUUUGUACUAUAAUGCCAACAGGGCAUUUCAGAAGAUGGACACAAAGAAGAAGGAGGAACAGUUGAAGCUUCUCAAGGAGAAAUAUGGCAUCAACACAGAUCCACCAAAAUAAAUGUUUUCUACAUUUUCAUUUUGGACUAAAUCCCACAAAUGACAGCUACCACCUUUUUUUCCUUUUUAAUUAAUACUAAAUAUUGUGAUUUCUUAUUUGAGGUUCAAAAUGACCUGCUUGAAACUUUGAUACUAUUAGAAUACAUUAUGUUAAUAAACUUGUAGCUUUUUGUGAAA